AUGAGUGUUGCAGUCAUUCCAAGGUUUCAACGCUAUGUGAUGCUUGUCGGUCGGAUAAUUAUGGGAAUUGGUGCAGUAGUUACACCGUUACUACGAUCUUACGCAAUUAUGGCUAGUUCGAUCAGCGAUAGACCGCGUGCUAUUGCGGAAAUCAUAGGAGCGCGUGCGCUAGGAGUGGCAAUCGGACCAAGUUUUUUGAAUAAUUUUUUGGAUUGUUAUAAUCUCGAAAUUCGGAUCGCUCCAAUUUAUUCAGCAACUAUGUUUAAUUGGACAAGAUCUGAAUUAACAUUAUACACAUCAAUUGCACUUUCCGCCUUUGGUAUAGUUGCCACUUUUAUUUAUUUUGGCUAUAAAGCUUGCAAAAUGGAUAGAUGGAUCGACCAAAGAAUUGCCUUUAUUGUUGGAAUUUUUGCAAUUAUUCUUUUCUUUCUAAUAACAUUUCCAUGGUGGGGAUUAAAAAAGAAAAUUAUUUAUCAGCAAGAAAUCAUAUGGAUUAAUGGCACAGAAACGCAAAAUCCAGAUCCAUCUGGUUGCAAACGUAGCUUUAAGUGGUGCGAAUAUACACCUGCAGUGGAUCCACUCGUAUAUAAUAUCGGAUUUGUUGUAUUAAUUGGUACUGCAUUUCCUAUACUCGAUAUAAGUUUGAACACGAUCUAUUCAACAAUUAUUGGACCUCGGCACCAAAGCGUAAAACAAGGAUUAAUGGCAUUAUUUGGGUCGUGGGCUCGAUUUACCGGUCCAGUAAUCCUUCCGAGCAUCUUCACUUUGUAUGGGCCGAGAAUUGUUUGGUUAUUUAAUAUCGUAGUUGCUGGAGCUUCAUUAGUUUUAUGGAUUGCUUUCUAUAAAAAAUUGGUGCCGUGCAAAGAUGUAACGAAACUUUCUCGAGGUGAUGUCGUUCGCACCAAAUUUGGAUAUAUCUAUAGGCUUUGA
Dracunculus medinensis (Guinea worm) is the source of this 930-nucleotide messenger RNA. The record is from the annotation of a GenBank genome assembly. NCBI's taxonomy places the organism in Eukaryota, Metazoa, Nematoda, Chromadorea, Rhabditida, Dracunculidae.